Molecule: messenger RNA, 4353 nt
Organism: Haliotis rufescens (red abalone)
Lineage: Eukaryota; Metazoa; Mollusca; Gastropoda; Lepetellida; Haliotidae
Product: McKusick-Kaufman/Bardet-Biedl syndromes putative chaperonin-like
Exons: 7
Coding region: 695-2473 (592 amino acids)
Biological process (GO): intracellular transport; developmental process; protein folding
Cellular component (GO): kinociliary basal body; nucleus; cytoplasm
Molecular function (GO): ATP binding
Source: RefSeq, a predicted model, not a curated record
CCGGAUUUUUACCAAGAGGAUACGCAUUGGAAGGGCAAACUCCAUGCCUUAACUUGUAUAAUACAUGGAAAUGGUGUUCCCGAGUUAAAUAUAUUUUGUUGCCACAUAGCAUCGAUUUCUUUAGUUGUGCUUGGGUGAUCAUGAACGCCUUCACCGCCUUCUUGCGUCGUAACCGUGUUCUGGUUGUGAUGGUGCCUGUUGUUGUCGGAGCUCAUCUGGGUUGGUAUGCGUUACAGUUCUCCGACAUGUAUGUUCCAAAAGAAAACAAGGAAAUAAAAGUCAUGGGACUUGACCUCACAAGAGCAGAAGCGGCAACCAAGAAGUAGUUUGUUGAAAUCAUGAUUACAGUGCUUAUUGUGAACUUGAAUAUGAAACUGUGACAGUGGACCAAAUCUGUAGAUUUAUCAUCUGUAGGAAGAUUCAGUUCUCCAGGGAACACCGCCACGACUGAAUUAUAUUGUUGAAAAGAAUACAGGCAAAAUGAAUUCUGAAAAAGUAGCUUGGAGAGGGAUGCUGGCCAAUGCGUCCAUGUGGACUCAACGCAACAAGUUCGUGUCUCUGAUUGGUUUGUCCUUCAUCAUCUACCUGGGGACGUACCCCAUCUGGGAAGCCAAGGCCUCCACCUCUGCGGAGAGGGCGUCCUGGAAACAUACACCUCAGGAGCCCACAAAAUGAACUCCGACAAUAUUGAAGGAUGGCCCAACCUGCAAGCAGACGUGAAAGGCCCUCCACUGAGACUCACCUUGAAGUGGACUGCCUUGAGGACCCAGCCAUUAGGACCAGGAUUCAGGUCUUCCGGGACCUCCUGGCCUCAUGCCAGGGACCUCAUGGCAAGGCCAAGGUCAUUCAGAACUCACUUGGAGGUCAUGUCACAUGGACAAAAUUAUCCUUUCGUUUGCUGUCAGUCAUGUCAAUUUCAACACCAGUUUUGAAGCUCAUUACCAGUGCUGUUCAAGGCCAUGUACAGAGAUUUAAAGAUGGCGGACUGUUCACAGCUAAUUUGUGUCUUUCUCUGUUGGAUGGUUCUCUAAAGACAAAUGUACACAGGAAACUUUUGAUCCAGUUUUAUGAAAGGUUUGUGAAUGUUAUAGAUACCUACUUGGGUUCAAGUAAGUGUGCGUGCAAGUUUGAGAUAGACGUGUUUAAUCUUCAGCAAGUGAUGACUCUACUGAGAAGUUUGUGUGGGCCAAAACUUUCGUAUAUGAGAAUUGAAGUGCAAGACAAACUGUUUGCUGUGUUCCUGGAUGUGUUCCUGUCUACAAUACCAUCAGAAAGACAGGACUUCUUUUCGGAUCGAGUGCACAUACAAUGUUUCCCAAACUCUGACAUCUUGGAAUCCAGAUGUUUGAAAGGAUUGUUGAUUGAAUGUCCCGAAUUAUCGUCUGUGAAUGAGAAAACCCUUCAUGUAACAUCUGUACCCAAUCAAAAAGGAUUUCUUAAGAUUAAAGUGGCAGUAGUGCUAGAAUCUAUGUCAGGGGAUACAGAAGGGCUUGUAGAUGCGAUGUAUGAGACAGAGCAUGGUGUUGAUGUCGGUGAUGUAGUGGUGGAGAGGAUGUUGUCGUUGUGCCAGCAGCUCCUGCGUUGCGGUGUCAGACUGCUUCUGUGCCAGAGAGUGAUCCAUCCAAAGGUCAAGGUGUUUCUCCGACAGGCUGGACUGUUGUUUGUGGACAGGCUAGGAUCUUCAACUAUCCCGUACCUUCGAGACCUCACAGGUGCUUCUCCCCUGUCAGUUUUGACUGUCAGCACGGAGGAAGGCUGGAGUGGGUUUGGCUGGCUAGAUGGUGUCACCCACCAGAUCUGGUGUGACAAGAGUUAUCUUCACCUGACUCAGGAGAACUCACCAAUCGUGACUCUGAUACUGAAGAGUUCCGUUGAUGAGAUGCUACAGGAAGUGAAGGUCCUGGGCCAGACGUCAGUCCACACCCUGCAGCUGAUGCUGGGAGCUCCCCACGUCCUGUCUGGGGGAGGGUGCUGGCUCUCCCAUGUCACUGCUUAUCUCACGGCGAAGGUCCAAGAAGACAAAUCAAAGCUUCUAAAUGAGUUUGAGUGUACCGAGUCACAGCUGAAUGCCAGCCUGGAGACCUUCACCCAGUGUCUUCUGUCUGUGGCCUUGAGGCUGACCUCCGACCUCAGUAUUACGACCUCUGGCACAGUUUCCAACUUGACUGAUGCUGAAUAUUGCCAUAUCUGGAAGUCUCCCAACAUCGAUGCAAGUAACAUACAUUCUAAGACUAGUUCCUGUAACUGUGGAUUGCUGGACAUGGCGAGUGUUGGCAAGUUCGAGUAUGUUUCUGGACGUGGUCUAUGGAAGAAACAGCAGAUUGAUUGGCACAAGAUGGCCAAGGUCCCUGAGGAAGAUGCGUUUCCAAGAGUAGUUGAUCCUCUGGUAGUCAUGAGGAAUGCUCUCAAGAUGGCUGUUGCUACUGCAAACACUGUCCUCAGCAUUUGUCAAUACAUACAUGAUGGCGACUAGCACCACUAUUGCUGUGACCAUUCACCAAGUAUUUGAUGCAUUGUGAGAAUCAUCUAGUGAGCUCAUGUAUUGAUACAAAACAUGUGGAUAUAAGACAAGGGAAGACAUUACUAUUUUUAUGAAAUGAAAUUUAAAUACUACUUUAUCAGAUUUAUCAAACUAUUGUUAUAUUUACAGGGACAAGUUUAGUAAAUAUGCUUUGCCUGGGUCCCUAGUCAUCCCUGCUAAUGCUGGAACAUUUCCCCGGAGCUUGGCAGAUGUUGAACCUUCAUGUGGUGUAUUGUGACCAUAGUCGAGAUCCGAAGUGUAUCACAACAAGUGUCCUGUUACAGCCCGAGGCACCAGGGUUGAGGACUCUUGUUAGGUGUACAUGGUUGGAUGAAGACCUUCCCUACUUGGUUUAUUCAGCUCCAGUAACAAGGGCGAGGUGGGAUAGGGCUUGUUUGGGACCUAUAGAAAUGGCAAAUUACAGUUUGAAAAGUACUUUUAAUAAUAUUUUCAUAUGACUAACAAUUUGUCUUUCUUCUUUCUUACAUAACUUUUUGAACUUAUUGCAUGAUUAAAUACAGAAAUUCUGCAAACUACGAGUGAAAAGGGCUGCAUCUGUGACCCAAUAUGAUAUUUAUACUAAUUUGUUUGUACUGUUUUAACUGCAACAGAAUAUCAGCUUAGAUCAAUGACUUUGUGUUAUGAUAUCAAACAAAGCCCUUCUUGAAACCCCCUAAAAGGCUUUUUUCACUUUUAGCCUAAAUUGAGUGCUAUCGAGAUAAAGCUCUGUUUAGAUUGCCUAACUAACUCUGCUGUGUUAUCCUUAAUGUAGUUGUAAUGAUUGUGAAGAUCCAGUGUAAUGGGUACUGAAAUAUAGUCUGAUUAAAUUUGGUUCUGCAACACAGUACAUUUAUGUGACGUGAUAUACGACUCGUGGUAUGCAGCCAAGUCCUAUCUUUCUUUGAUGUUUAGCAGAUAGGUGGGUCAUGAAAUAUGUUUCAUGACGUGGCCCUGGAUGUGGGGGUAACACAAUUUGUUGUGCGGAGUUGUGUUCCAUAGUUGUACCAGGAUGUGCUGAUCAUAUCCAUGCCUGUUGUAUUCAACUAUGUGAUAAAUGUCCAGGAUCUGUCAUGUUGAGUUUUCCUCCCACAUUAUUCUGAUGCUCCUGAAUGUGUGUAAGUAUGUGAUGAGGUUAACUGAAACUUGGUUGGGUUAAGUUCUCUUAUAGAUCAACUAAAAAGAUUGGUAUGAAAUCGUUUCAAAAAUGAGUUAGGUGGUUUAGUUUUUCUGAAUAUAUUUUUCAUGUGAAGCUAGUGUAUCAUAAGAGAUGCAAUGAAUACAACUAGAUGUAGAAUAUUUGUAUACAAUGAAAAUGUUAUUCUUCCCAAUAGGUUAGUUUUGAAACAGUGUUGAUUGUUAAAUGAGGGUUUUGAUGUGUUAAUAUUUGCCUAGUACAACAUAGCUGCCACCACUUGGUGGAGUGGAAUCCCAGUUAACUAAAUGAACUCUUGAACACAAGACUGCCUCUGUGGUCUAGUGGUAGUGUCCGCCCGGAGAGUGGAAGGUCUGGGGUUCGAUUCCCAGCUGCGUCAUACCAAAAGACAUAAAAGGAUGGUACUUACACUGCUGGACGCAGUAUAAGUGUGAUAAUCUUGGAUUCAAUGUUAAUCCCCAUUUCACCUUGCCUCACAUCUUGAACACAAUGGUAGUUCUUUGAUUUCAAGAACAGACUUAAACAUAUUGCCACUGCAUUGUGUACAGCCUGGACAUGGUUGUCAGUUAUUGUGUGUAUUUUAUGGGAAUUUGUAUGAAUUGUGGAAUUCAAAGAACACUAUUUAAUCAAGAUUGUGUGAUAUAUGAUGUGAUGAUUAAAUAUAUCAGGUUGAAAUGGA